AUGAAUAUUUUGCCGUUUUUGAGGGAAUGUCUAAAAAUCAAGAAAACCGUCCGAACUGGCUGGGUGCGACUUGGAGUGAAAGAACCCGAAAAUGUGUCGGAGCAUAUGUAUUUCAUGGCGCUUAUGGCAUUGAGUGCGACUCCGAAAGAAUUGAACAAAGAUAGAUGCAUGAAGAUUGCGAUUGUGCAUGACCUGGCUGAAUGCAUUACUGGAGAUAUUGUGCCUGAAAAGUACUCUGGCGUUUCUGAGACUGACAAGCAUAAGAUGGAGAGGGAAGCGAUUGAGAAGAUUUUAGGACUUCUGAAAAGGGAUUUUAUUGAACGACCGGACAAAGAAACCCGCGACCAUAUUCGAGAGCUUUACGAUGAAUAUGAAAAUCAAACCACUCCAGAAGCAAAGUGGGUCAAAGACCUGGACAAACUGGAAUUGAUCCAUCAAGCCAUUGCCUAUGAAAAAUCUGACAACUUGGACCUCUCUGGAAUCAUCGAAAACACACAAGCAAAAGUCAAAACGGAUGCCGGUAAAGAGCUCCUCCGCGAACUGGAAGAUGAAAGAAAUGCGUAUGCACAGAAUACUGCGGAUAAAUCCCCUAAAUAG
Molecule: messenger RNA, 597 nt
Organism: Oikopleura dioica
Lineage: Eukaryota; Metazoa; Chordata; Appendicularia; Copelata; Oikopleuridae
Source: the annotation of a GenBank genome assembly